This is a messenger RNA of Aedes albopictus (Asian tiger mosquito), 1745 nucleotides long. RefSeq lists its product as uncharacterized. Gene Ontology annotation, cellular component: extracellular region. Gene Ontology annotation, molecular function: chitin binding. Bases 731 to 1576 code for a protein of 281 amino acids. The transcript has 2 exons. The record is from RefSeq and is a predicted model, not a curated record. NCBI's taxonomy places the organism in Eukaryota, Metazoa, Arthropoda, Insecta, Diptera, Culicidae.
AUCAAGUAAGUCGACAGAAAUUUGACCUGGCCACAGGUCAAGGUGAUGACGAUGUAGAUGCUCGCUUUCGUGCUUAGAAAGUUCGAUCGAAGAAAACACUUUCUUCCUUAAACUGCCUGGAAUCGUUUUGAACCGCAGCCUCUGUAAACACCACUCUUAAACCACUUUUAGAAUACCCUUCCCCAUUUUAAAUCCUUUUAGAGAGAUAAGGUUUUAUUCAGAAACUUGUAUUCAUCCUAAAGACUCGUCCUCCGUUAACAUAUUUUACCGUUUGUGAAGUUCCUUAGGCUAUUAUCUUCAACAUCCGCAAACGCAGAUAUCUUCCAAAAUUAUAAGUACAAGCAUCCUGAAUAGAUAUCCCAUUUUGGAAUAAAAUAUUUAAAAAAUAACAAAAAAGGAUUAGCUAGAAGAAGGGACUUAAAGUCAGUAAAAUGAGGUUAACAAAUGCAAAGCUAGAAAAUAAACGACUGAAAUCGGGGUCAGACGAGAUAGUUCAUGCAAGGAGCAUCACAUUGGUGAUGCAGAUUCCCCCAAAGAAUGCAAGGUAAGCGAACCACAAUCAAUGCGAUAAGAAAUCGCGCAGGUUCAUCAUCCCCCAGUCAGACUUGCAUGUGGGAAUGAAGAGGCAAUCAUUAUCGGCAGCUCUGACAUGGUGCAAAUAACGAUCAGUUCAGUUUAUUACUAAUUUCUUCCAUAAUUUGUGCAGUUCGCGCGUAGAACAAGUGUUAAGAUGCAUGCUACCACAAUACUCGUUCUGCUGAUUGCUCACAAAUCUGUAGUGGGAUUACCGUACUAUGUAAACCCGAAUUAUUCCGGGAGCAUUAACACCGGUUAUUUGUAUAACGUAGUUUAUGAGUGUCCACGUGACUACAGGUGGAACGUUUUUACGGAACAAUGUGAAAUGGUAAAACUCAAAACCACUACUACCCCACCGUCAUACUACUAUCCGUACGAAAAUAGCGUCACUGGGAAUGAUCCUGAUCCCCCCUAUGUGAGUUACGGUAUAACCAGUGGAUAUUACAAGUCCAGGAACGAUGGACCAGCAAAAAUGCAACGCAAAAAGGGAAUCACCUUCAAUCCCGAUACGAAUCGCUGUGAAAACCAUCAGCCAGUUCGUCAGCGUCCACAUGUUCCUUACCUUGCGCCGAAACUACAAACAACAAUGCCGACUGGCGGCAACACGCCCCAUGGUUGCCCCGACCAUGUUGAUCCAUACAAUCCCGUCCAUCUGCCGCAUCCGGAUUGCGCAAAGUAUUACAAGUGUACCACAAGUGGUCCAGAAGAGUGGCAUUGCCCGGAUGGGCUCCAUUGGAGCAGGGCUCUCAAUCGUUGCGACCAUUAUUGGAGGGCUGGUUGUGCUGGAGGUGGCAGCAAAGAUCUAUCAAUGGUAACUUCUACGGCUAGUCCUGUGAUUACAACUGCAACAACUACCAGUACAGCAAGAACAACAGCAGCAAGCACCAAAGUUUCCUCAACUACUGGAGCCACUCUUAGUAGGUUUGGAGGUUUAGUGGACGAAACCACGGAAUCAGAAGACUUUUAUACAACAGAUGCAGUAAUAGCUAAUGAUCUGUAGUAAUUUACAACUGUAAACGUUAGUCAUGAAGACCAAAUUUAAAAAAAAACGUUGGAAGGUGAAGUCAAAUACUACAAAUUAUGUAAAUUUUGGGAAAAGGUAUAGAAUAUGGAAGUAAUCUAAUAAGCAGUGUGGAAUAAAAACGAUUUUUAGCCAUUUUGCCACAUGA